AUGUUUUUAUUCACAUUUUUAGUUGGAUCAGUACAUAUUCAUUAUAUCGAGGGUAAAAGAUUAAGCAAGAAAACAUCAAUGGUAACUCUCCAAGGAUCCGAUAAAUAUCUUGCAAUCGGCGAGGUUUCGGAUUCAAUUAGUAGAUUUCCGCCUCGUCUUAACGUAUAUUCUAUUGGAACAUCUAAAAUACUAAGUUCUACAUCUAUUCAAGGCCAAGAUGCCUCUCUUGGUUAUGCAAUUGCUCCAAUAAAAAAUGGUUUCAUUGCAUCUUCACCUCAAGCAGCUUUUAGAUGGGGUAAACCAGGUCCAAUUUUAACAAAAAUUUACUCUUCAAGAACAAUUCACGAAACUUUAAAUUCAUCAUAUAUUCCAUACGGCGAAACUCUUGCUGCGUCGCUAUAUUAUAAAUUUGUGAUUGCUUGUUCACCUUUUGAGAACAAAGGUUGUUAUAUUAUUAAUGAAACACAUCGAAUUAUUCAAGCACCUGAUAAUGUUACUUUAUUUGGCAUUGCUGUAGCUGUAUCACCUAGCGGAAGAUACUACGCAACAAUGUCUCGUGAUCAUUCAAGACCAGUUUCAAUUCAUAUCUUUAAUUCUUCAGAUGAAAUCGAAAAUUCUUUCAAAAUAGUUCACAAUCCAUUAAUUGAUCUUCAACAAGCAAGACCAUACUUACAUUUCGAUAAUGAUAAUAGUAUGAUAGCAGGAUUUCCCGAAAUCGGAAAAGUAUUUUCUUAUAAAAGAUCUACAGUUGGCUGGGUUACGGAACAUCCAGCAGAUAUCGAGAUGACAUCUAUUAGUAAGUCUGGAUCCUAUUUUAUCACCGUAAAUAGAGAUGGCGAAGUGAAAUUUUUUGAUAAUUUAUUCAAAGAAGUAGACAGCAUAAAUGUUCAGCGUUCAAUUAAAAAUUCCAACUUUACAAAGAUUGUUGGAGGCGAUACAUGGUUUGCUGUCCUUGAAGAUGACGGAAAUGAAAGAACACUCCAUAUUUAUUCGACAAAAUCAUCGAAUUACUUCCACGCAUUAUUUAUUGUUGCUUUGCUCCUCGUAACUUCUAUUUUAUAUAUAAUUAUGAGGCCAAAGAUUUCCAUCAGCGUCUUUAGACGCCCAGGAAAGAAACUUUUUUAG
This is a messenger RNA of Trichomonas vaginalis G3, 1125 nucleotides long. Its product is annotated as DPP6 N-terminal domain-like family. The coding region runs from base 1 to 1125 and encodes 374 amino acids. Gene Ontology annotation, molecular function: protein binding. The transcript has a single exon. Lineage: Eukaryota; Parabasalia; Trichomonadida; Trichomonadidae. The record is from RefSeq and is a predicted model, not a curated record.